Molecule: messenger RNA, 853 nt
Organism: Morus notabilis
Lineage: Eukaryota; Viridiplantae; Streptophyta; Magnoliopsida; Rosales; Moraceae
Exons: 2
Coding region: 1-771 (256 amino acids)
Source: RefSeq, a predicted model, not a curated record
AUGCGCAUCAAAUGUGGAAAGCUUUGCUCCUCUCCCGAUUCAAUCGCCGAUAUCGCCACUAAAGUUUCCCGAGAAUUCUGCAAAUUAAACUUGGAGACCUCCGGCGAUGACGAAGAUAACGAUUUCGAGUUCGUUUCGCUUUCUACGGCCGGCGACGAGGUUUUCCUAAACGGCGCUCAGAUCGGCCCCGUUUUUCCAGUGUUCAACCGCGACCUUCUGUUAGGCACUUGCGAGGAGGACCGGCGAGGAGACCGAUUUGCUCUUGGCGACGAGGAGGAGGUUCCAGAUCCGCCGUCGUCCUCGUCGUCGUCGUGUUCGGAGGCCGACGAAUUGGACGGGAUUCCGCCUGGGACGUACUGCGUUUGGACUCCGAAGGGCGUUCCCCCGUCGCCGGCGCGGUGCGAGAAGAGCAAGUCGACCGGAUCGUGCUCGAGGCGGUGGCGUUUCCGCGACCUUCUCCGGCGGAGCCACAGCGACGGCAAGGAAUCGUUCGUCUUCCUUACGCCGUCGUUUGGCUCGAGGAAGUCUCCGACGGAGGAUAACAAAACCAACAAAGCAGAAGAGAAGCCGAUCCGUAAAAGCGGCUCUGCCGUCUCCGCCGCCGGAAAGGGAAAAAAUAUGGCGGCGGCUCACCAGGUUUUCUACGUGAAGAACAGAGCGUUGAAUCAGAAGGCGGAGAAAAGACGAUCAACCUUUCUUCCGUACAGGCGAGAUUUGGUUGGCUUCUUUGCUAAUGUGAACACCGUGGGAAAAACCUUCCCUCCAUUCUGAAGUUUCUGAAAUGGAAAGAAUCUUUUCUUUUCUGAGUUCAGCCCCAGUAAAGUUUUGUCUUUUAUUAUUAGUUCAUAAUAGG